Messenger RNA from Venturia canescens, 15143 nucleotides. It is a transcript of the gene Sdb, whose product is annotated as SAXO downstream of blistered. The transcript has 6 exons. The record is from RefSeq and is a predicted model, not a curated record. Gene Ontology annotation, cellular component: sperm flagellum; centriole; cytoskeleton. The coding region runs from base 584 to 13909 and encodes 4441 amino acids. NCBI's taxonomy places the organism in Eukaryota, Metazoa, Arthropoda, Insecta, Hymenoptera, Ichneumonidae. Gene Ontology annotation, molecular function: microtubule binding.
GACGUUUGAGAGUGUAUUUAGCACCUCCGUACACAGAGAAACCCGCGCGAUCGGUUGGAGCAAAAGAGCGAGCGAGCGAGCGCGUGCAUUCGCCAACAGUCCGUGUAGCACAUCCCCACCGGGGAAAUCCUCGCUCGAAGGCAAAACUCGAGAGACAGGCCGGUAACACCGGAGUUUUGUCAGACGUGGCCGAUGCUGCACAACCGCUCGCGAUACCCGACCGUAAACAUCAAAGUUGCUAUUGGGAAAGAACUUGAAGAAAUAUUGACUCGGGCACUCGGAGAAAACGAGAUUGAAAGUGGAGGAAAGUGCACGGGAACAGAGUGAGAGAGGGAGAAAGCGCGGGAGAAUAAAAAUCGUUUCGUUUAUUUUUGACCUUUUUUCUAUUUAUUGAAGAUCUUUGUACGGACGCGAUCAAAAUUUUAGUGUCGUUCGGAUCAUUCGUGUUCUUCACGGUGUGUGCGAGUGCGCGUGUCACGGUGUUUCGAGAUAGUGAGAUAUUUUAUAAGAAAUUUUCUAAUAAAUUUAUAGUUUUAUGAUUACGAAUCACAGUUGAGUGAUAAGCUCGAAGAAAAGUGCCAAGAUGACGAUAAACAAGAAAAACAGUGCUGGGAAAGGUAAGAAAAAAGGUUCCGAGCAAAAGGUGAGCGAGGGUGUCGCAACGAGCUCGAGCACUUUGGACGUCUCGGGUGCGACAACGUCGAGCUCGACGUCCGCUGUCGAGACGGUAGAAAAGUCCUCGAGCAUGACUUCGACGACGAGCAAGAUUUCACAGGAGGCGAGAAGAGCCUCGGAGGCUGAGUCUCGGAGCAGCGUUGUCGAGGUUACCUCCGGGAGCCGGGAGUACGUCAUGGAUUCCAAGGGGAAUGUCAUCGAAGUAAUUGAACAUCCGGCCACGACUUCGGUGCAGUCUUCGGCGAGCUCGAGACUCGGUAAAUCGUCGCAGGAUUUCAUAUCGGGCGAACAGACACAGUCGGUCAUCCAGGGCGACAGCCGCGCGUCACCGGGGAGCAGUGACGAGUCGAUCCGCCGACAGAGUCACGUGUCCACGCACUCGGACGUCCGGGAGGAGGUCGCGACCUCCUCGGAGACGUCGGUCAUCGAAUCGAGCACGAUGAUCGAUCAACGUACUCAUCGGGAGUCUUCGAGCAAGGGGAAAAGCCGGGAUGAAAGUGCGCCGACGACUCCGAACGUCCGGACCUCGAACACAUCGUCGGAAAGCCGAUUUUCGAGCAAAACGAGCUCGCACGGUGUCGAGAAAGACGGAAAAAUGUUCGUCGACACGACCAAGAUCGAGGAGUCGGCGAGCCGGCUCGACGUCGAUGGCAACGUCGUCGCCAGCUCGAGCCGCAACGUCGAGAGCGAAUCGAGCGUCGAGCCCCCGGGUCACGUGAGGUUCCUCGACGGCAAAGACCACAAAAAUACCGGCUCGAAGGACCUGCGGAAGGAGGAAACGACGAGAAUAUCGCGGCCCGGGGACUCCAGCUGGGACGGUAAGUUCGUUUACGAGAGGCCGAACACGCCGCGAGGUGGACGUCCAACGCCGGACGACGUCCUGGCCAAAAACCAACAGCGACUGACCUCCUCGGAGGAAACGUCCGUUUCCAAAAGCGAAAUCUCCUUCGAAUCGUCGAGCUUCGAGGAAUCUUCGAGUUCGACGUCGACCGUCAUACGAAACGUCUCGAGCGCGCACCUCGACGAGAGCACCACCGACAGAACGAUUCGCGACACGACAGACUUCGCCGGCGACACCGGACGCCGCGUGGCAUCCUCCGGGCGCAACAGACCCGGCGAUUCCGCUUGGGACGGAAGAUUCGUCAAGAGCGCCGACGACAAGGCCUCCAGGACGAACGACAAAACGAAGAUACGAACGAACGAACCUGCCGGCGCCAGGGCGCCCGGGAAUAAACACGAUUACGACGAACGCCGACGCACGAGCGUCGAGAUAAGCGAUGUGACGGAAGAACACCAGCAGAAUAUAACCGAUUCGUCGAUCAGCUCGUACAUCGUCGAAUACAAAGAUUCCGGGGACUCUUCGAGCAAGCGAGCGGAGAGAAUCACGUCGGUUUCGGGCGUCAUAGCCGAGGAGGACGCUCCCAAUUCACCGAGAGGCACGAGCACCCCGAAACGUCCGGGGAGUCCGAGCCGGUCGUCCCAGCCCGAGGCUUCCCCGAGGCAUUACAAGCCCGGACAAUCCGCCUGGGACGGCAGUUUCGUUGACGAGAAACCUCCGCAGCGACCGGAGCGAAGACGCCCUACCGAUGUUCCUCGAAACGUGACGGAUCGUCGGAACGAGCGAGUGGAUAUUCGGGACGUCAGCGAGGAUUAUUCCAUCAACGAGGCCGACCUCGUCACAACGUCGUACGUCGUUGAACACUCUUCCAGUCAGCAGAGCAUCACGGACCUCAAGGACACCGGCGCGACCUCCGUGACUCGUGAAACUAUCGUGCGCGACGAUCGCGACGCGACGAGCAGAAGACGCUCUCGAAGUCCGGAAACGACUCCGGGGGACGUCCGCACCGUCAAACCGGGAUCGUCCACGUGGGACGGCACUUUCAAGUACGAAGAAAACCUCCAGGAAGUUGACAAGCGGACCAAGGACGCACCGCGGGCCGAACGUGCGGCCGGGAAACCCAGCGCAGUCGUUUCCAAAACCGGCAAAAGGAACGUCAGCGAUUCCAGCAUCGAUAUCCGCGACGUUUUCGAGGAGACGUCCGAGGUCGUCACCGAAUCGAUAAUCGUCGAGCGGUCGACGAUCCAGGAAACUUACACCGACUCGACGAACAUCGACCUUUCGUCCACGGCGGUCGAGACCGUCAUCAUUCGGGACGGCACGCCAAAGCUCUCGCGGAAAGUCACCUCGGGGCCGAACGUCCGGGACGGCGAGCGUCCCGACACUCCCGAGAGCCGAACGAGCCACCCUGAGAAAACCGAACGUCCGAGGAAACCCGGCUCCUCGACCUGGGACGGAUCGUUCAUCUACGAGAAAAACGUCGCGCCGAACGCUCCUCGGGAUUCGAAGACGCUCACGAGCAAACGGACCGAAGACGUCGACGAAACUACGAUCACGUACUCGGAGGUGAUCGACCGGACGACGGAGACCGUCGACAUCGUCACCGACGUUUCAACCACGUCGGAAUUCACCAGCCUCGAUAGAAACUUCGCUUCGAAAACGGACGAUUCUUCGAAAGUCGCGUCGACCGUCUACCACGAUAUUUCGGAUGCGAACAGGCCCAAGCACCCUAGAGACGCGCCCUCGCCGAGCCAACAGCCUCCGGAGAAGUCCGAGCGCCCACUCAAACCCGGGUCCUCAACCUGGGACGGUUCCUUCGUCAACGAAAAGCCUCAAGAGAAAAAGUCUCCGAAAGUGGACGACGAUAAGAGGAAACUUCCCGACGGGAAGGACCGCCCGCGGUCCGCGGACAUCGGGAAACCACCGAAGCAUCCUCGAGGCCCGCUCGACGGCGACUACAGCACGUCCUCCAGCGUCCACGACACUUCGAACACGGUUACGAGCUCCACGGAGUUUAUAAACGUCGAAAAGGCUCGGGACCUCAGGAGCUCCGAUCAUUCGAGCGUCUCCACCACGAUCUCGCGCGACCUUCCAGACCGGAGGAAACCAGAAAAAUUGACGGAACGUUCCCCCUCCCGGGAAAGGGACGUCGACCGGGCCCGGCCGGAGAGCCCGGACCGGAGCGUUCGUCCAACGAAACCGGGUUCGUCGACCUGGGACGGUUCCUUCGUUUACGAAAAACCGAUCGACCAGAAGCCCCAGAAGUCUGAACCGCGACCCGGCGACGUUGAGAAACGCCCAACGGACGCUCAAAAGUCUCCGAAAGAAGAUCGCAAACGUCCCACGACAUCGUUGACCACCCUCGACGACAAACCGCGUCCAGGAACGUCCCCGAGAGACGGCGCGUCUCGACGCCCGUACGACCUCAUCGAUUACACGACAUCCUCGAGCGUCCACGACGUUUCGAGCACCGUCACGAGCACCACGCAAUUCAUAAACGUCGAAACGACUUUGACAUCCGAUCUGACGACCUCCGACUCGUCGAACAUCUCGACGAGCAUUCUGCGCGACGUCCCCGAGCGCAAAGGACCUCAAAAAAUCACCGACCGUUCCCCAUCCCGGGGACCCAAGGACAAGGACGCUCCGGAGCCGCGUAGCCGACCGGGAAGUCCGGAAAAGAGUCCGGCCGAGCGAUCGGAGCGUCCUCAAAAACCAGGCUCCUCAACCUGGGACGGUUCUUUCGUUUACGAGAAACCACAAGAGCCCAAAAAGCCCAAAGACCAAGACAAAAAGUCGCCGAAACCCGGUAAACCGGCCUCACCGAACGACAAAGUCGAACAGGCCCCGCGUAAACCUCACGAAAAAAACGUAUUACCGGAUCGAACGAUCGUACUGAAAGAUUCAACUUUCAGCGAGGAAAUUAGAGACACGACCGAUGUUACUGAUAUCACCGACACAGUUAUCACCUCCGAGGUCGUUCAACAUUCUUCUUACGUGAUCGAUCAAUCUUCGAGUUUCACAUCUGUGACGGACAUAAAAAAUGUCAUCGACGAACGUGUUGUUAGUGACGUCACUUCGAGCUUUGCACGAGACGUAAAAGAUGUCAUCGAGUCCUCGACGAACGAAAUCAUCGAUGAGAAAACGGUGACGAGGAGUAUGGUAGCUAAAGAUGUUGUCGACGAAACGAGUUACGAAAAAAUCAUCACCAAGGGCCCCAGGACUCCUGAAGACUCGCCGAGGAAGACACCAUCCUCUCCUGACGGUCCAGGAUACCCGAGGGGGAUCCCCGGCCUUCGGGAUGACGACAGGCCCAAAGCUCUACCCGCUGCUGGCAAGCCCAGCAGGCCUCGCCAGCCUGAGAACACUCACUCGGCAGAAAUUCAGAAGCCCCGAAGGUCUCCGGAGCCGGGUCAGAAGUCACCGGAAACGGGAGGAGAGUACGUGGCACCUCCCGGAAGGCCAGUCCCGGCUGCAGGUAAGCCGAGCAGAAAACCGGAAGAGAAGCCGUCGGAAAAUGGGCCGAGGAGGCCGCGAGUCGACGAGAAGAAAGCGCCCCAGCAAUCGCGCCCGGACGGCGAGGAGCGGCCGAAAUUCCUUGACGAGAAGCCACGUCCGGCUGCGGGAAAACCGAGCAGAAAACCGGAAGAGAAGCCAGGCGAAGACGCACCGAGAAGGUCCAAGCCCGAGGAGAAAAAGCCUCCGAAGCACUCGUCCCCGGACGAGGAGGAGCGGCCGAAACCCGUCGACGAGAAGCCUCGUCCGGCUGCGGGCAAACCGAGCCGCUCUCCAGAACAACCGGAAAAACGUGUGGACCAACCGGAAAAGAGAAAGCCCGGGGAUCAGACUCCCGACUCGUUGGACGGGGACGAAACUCGCAUCGACAAAGUGCCUACGCCUCGUGACAUACUCAAGAAAAUCCCGAUGAAGGAGCAAUGCAUCUGCGAGCUCUGCACCUGCGGUCGACAUCGAUGCCCACACAAUUUCCCUGAGGAACACCUCGAAAUUCCUCACGACGAACCCGUCCUAACCGUGAGCUCGUACCGAGACGAAUACGACGAGAAACAUGUCGAGAGACGCGUCAUGUACCAUCACGAAGAUCACCUGCAUAUGGAAGGUGAUUUCGUUGGCGAGAGGCGGACGGAUUACGUCGCUACGAGAGGCGAAAGAGCUCCUGUCAAACGACCCGAAGACAACUUGAGACCGGAGGGUGAAUUCCACCGUAGACCGAAGGAAGAGGCGCCUACGCGCGGCGAACGGAUGCCGAUGAAAAAACCACAAGACAACUUGAGACCGGAGGGUGACAUCGAUGGUUUGACAACGACCGAGCUGGUUUUCACCGGUCAACCUGGUGAACGUCCGAGCCCGGUGCGUCGCAAUACUUAUACGAAGGUCGAGGGCGAAUUUAUCGACGAGACGACAUCUCGAACGGAGUUCGUGGACCAUCGCUUAGUGCAGCGAGCCGAGACGAUCAGGCGAACCGACAACCUAACCGUGGGGGAGGGAGAAUUCACGGGCACCUCUCACACCAAGGACGACUUCCUCGUGCACGAUUUAAUCGAGCGAGAGCCUCGUCAUCGGCCCGCGGAGGUCGACCAGGUUGAUCGAUUUUACGAGCGAACUGAUCUCGUCGAAAACGUAACGACGACGCACGAGGAAUAUCGAACUUUCGACGAGACGGAUUACCGAAGUAGCCUCGUUAUACGGAGGGAUGAUAACCUCAGGCCUGAAGGACCUUUCGAGGGGAGGCCGAAAGAUGAUUACAAACCAAUUACCCAGGGCGAGAGGCCGCAAGUCAAACGGCCUCAGGACAACCUUAAACCCGAAGGACCUUUCGAAGCUCGCCCGAAAGACGAUUACAAACCGAUUCCGAAAGGCGACAGAGCGGACGUGAAGCGUCCGCAGGACAACCUGAGACCGGAAGGGCCUUUCGAAGGUCGACCGAAGGACGAUUACAAACCGAUUCCGAAAGGGGACAGAGCGGACGUGAAGCGUCCGCAGGACAACUUGAGACCGGAAGGGCCGUUCGAGGGACGUCCAAAGGACGAAUAUUCUCCUGGUGAACGUCGCCAGCCAAUAAGACACGCGGAUAAUUUGCGUCCGGAGGGUGACUUCGCUCGACCUUCGCACGAGCCUUACGCUCCUGGUGAGCGGGCUCCGAUCGUAAAACACCCGGACAAUCUCUUCCCGAAGGGCGAUUUUCCGGACAGGGAACGUCAGCCUUAUGAACCAGCGGAACGCAGAUCACCGAUUAAGCACGACGAUAAUUUGAAACCCGAGGGCGACUUCCCCAAGCGUCCCAAGGACGCUUAUUCGCCGGCUGAACGUCGCAAGCCCAUUAAACACGCGGACAAUCUUUAUCCUGAAGGAGAUUUCGAACGGCCCGAGGAACACUACUAUGCUCCGGGCGAACGAGCUCCCAUAGUCCGGCAUCCUGACAACCUUUUCCCUGAAGGCGAGAUCCCUGACAGGGAACGAGAACCCUUCAGGCCUGCUGAACGCAGGAGUCCCAUCAAACCAGGAGAUAAUUUGCGACCCGAAGGCGAAUUCGAAAGACCUCACAAGACUCCCAUCGGACCGGGGGAAAGACGUUCCCCGAUCAAACAUGCGGAUAAUCUUAAACCCGAGGGUGAUUUCGUGCGCCCUGAGCACGACGAAUUCCGGCCCGCGGAACGACCUGUUGUCAAAAAACCAACUGAUAACUUGAAGCCCGAAGGAGAUUUCGAAAGACCUCAAAAAGCACCCGUCGGCCCCGGUGAGAGGCGUACGCCGAUCAAACACUCGGACAACCUCAAACCAGAAGGCGAUUUCGUGCGACCUCAGCACGAAGAAUUCCGUCCAGCGGAGAGGCCAGUUGUCGUAAAACCGAAGGACAACUUGAAGCCUGAAGGAGAGUUCGUCCGUCCGGAACACGAGGAAUUCCGCCCAGCGGAAAGACCCGCUGUCAAAAAACCGCAGGACAACUUGAAACCGGAAGGCGACUUCGAGAGGCCUCAUAAGGCUCCGAUUGGUCCGGGUGAAAGACGGACUCCCAUCAAACACUCCGACAACCUCAAGCCUGAAGGCGAUUUCGUACGACCCGAGCACGAAGAGUUCCGUCCUGCGGAAAGGCCCGUUGUCAAAAAACCGCAGGACAAUUUGAAACCGGAAGGCGACUUCGAGAGGCCUCACAAAGCUCCAAUUGGCCCAGGUGAAAGGCGGACUCCCAUCAAGCAUUCGGAUAAUCUCAAACCGGAAGGGGAUUUCGUACGUCCGGAACACGAGGAAUUCCGCCCUGCGGAAAGGCCCGUCGUCAAAAAACCGACUGAUAACCUCAAGCCUGAAGGUGAUUUCGAGCGUCCUCACAAAGCUCCGAUCGCUCCGGGUGAGAGACGUUCGCCGAUAAAACAUGCGGACAACCUCAAGCCGGAGGGUGAUUUCGUGCGUCCGGAGCACGAGGAAUUCCGCCCUGCGGAAAGGCCCGUUGUCAAAAAGCCAACUGACAACUUGAAGCCUGAAGGAGACUUCGAGCGUCCGCACAAAGCUCCGGUUGGACCUGGUGAGAGGCGAUCGCCCAUCAAACAUUCCGAUAAUCUCAAACCGGAAGGUGAUUUCGUUCGUCCUGAGCACGAAGAGUUCCGACCAGCGGAACGACCCGUUGUCAAGAAACCAAAAGACAAUUUGAAGCCCGAGGGCGAUUUCGAGCGCCCUCACAAAGCUCCUGUGGGACCCGGUGAAAGGCGUUCACCGAUCAAACACACCGACAACCUCAAACCCGAGGGUGAAAUCGAUAUUCAUCGAUCUCGCGACGAUUAUACCGCGAUCAGGAGAACAGAGAAGGUCGACAUCGUACACCACGAAGACAAUUUGAGAAUGGAAGGAGAGUACGUGGACAUGCAGAGACGCGACGAUUACUGCGUGACCCGAGGCGAGAGGACGGAGGUCAUCAGGCACGAGGACAAUCUCCACAUGGAGGGUGAUUUCGAGCAACGUACUACGAGCGAAUAUCGUCCAGCUGAGAGAAGGAGGCCGAUACGCCACGAGGACAACUUGUAUCCGGAAGGAGACUUCGAACGUCCGGAGCACGAAGAAUUCCGGCCAGCGGAAAGGCCAAUUGUGAAAAAACCAACGGAUAACUUGAAGCCCGAAGGAGAUUUCGAGAGACCGGAUAAAAAACCAGUGGGACCAGGUGAAAGGCGUUCGCCUAUCAAACAUUCCGAUAACCUCAAGCCGGAAGGCGAUUUCGUGCGUCCUGAACACGAAGAAUUUCGUCCGGCUGAGAGACCCGUUGUCAAAAAACCGCAGGACAACCUCAAACCGGAAGGGGACUUCGAGCGGCCUCAUAAAGCCCCCAUUGGGCCAGGGGAAAGGCGUUCACCGAUAAAACACGCAGACAAUCUCAAGCCGGAGGGCGAUUUCGUUCGCCCUGAACACGAGGAGUUCCGCCCCGCGGAACGGCCCGUUGUCAAAAAGCCGACUGACAACUUGAAGCCUGAAGGAGACUUCGAGCGUCCGCACAAAGCUCCGGUUGGACCUGGUGAGAGGCGGUCGCCCAUCAAACAUUCCGAUAAUCUCAAACCGGAAGGUGAUUUCGUUCGCCCGGAACACGAGGAGUUCCGCCCCGCGGAACGGCCCGUCGUCAAAAAACCAAAAGACAACCUCAAACCCGAAGGAGACUUCGAGCGACCUCACCGCGCGCCUGUCGGUCCCGCUGAGAGAAGGACUCCCAUCAAGCAUGCGGAUAACCUUCACCCAGAGGGAGACUUCGAAAGACCGGAGCACGAGGAGUUCCGACCAGCGGAGAGGCCUGUAGUCAAAAAACCGAAGGACAAUUUGAAGCCUGAAGGCGAAUUCGAGCGACCUCGGAAAGCUCCGGUUGGACCUGGUGAAAGACGUUCUCUGAUCAAACAUUCCGAUAAUCUCAAGCCGGAAGGUGAUUUCGUGCGACCCGAGCACGAUGAAUUCCGUCCCGCGGAAAGGCCGGUUGUCAAAAAACCGAUUGACAACUUGAAGCCCGAAGGUGAUUUCGAGAGACCGCAAAAAGCUCCUGUUGGACCCGGUGAAAGGCGAUCGCCGAUCAAACAUUCCGAUAAUCUCAAGCCGGAAGGAGACUUCGUGCGUCCUGAACACGAGGAAUUCCGCCCGGCGGAACGCCCCGUCGUUAAAAAACCGACGGACAACUUGAAGCCCGAAGGAGACUUCGAGCGUCCGCGCAAAGCUCCGGUCGGCCCCGGCGAGAGGCGUUCACCGAUCAAACACUCCGAUAAUCUCAAACCGGAAGGUGAUUUCGUUCGCCCUGAACACGAGGAAUUCCGCCCGGCGGAACGCCCCGUCGUCAAAAAACCAAAAGACAACCUCAAACCCGAGGGAGACUUCGAGCGACCUCACCGCGCGCCUGUCGGUCCAGCGGAAAGAAGAUCGCCCAUCAAACACGCCGACAAUCUCCAUCCUGAAGGAGACUUCGAACGUCCCGAGCACGAGAAGUUCCGACCGGCGGAAAGACCGGUUGUGAAGAAACCAACCGAUAACUUGAAACCCGAAGGUGAUUUCGAACGACCUCACAAAGCUCCGGUCGGUCCGGCUGAGAGGAGAUCGCCCAUCAAACACCCGGACAAUCUUCACCCCGAAGGAGACUUCGAGCGUCCCGAACACGAGAAAUUCCGGCCCGCGGAGCGGCCUGUCGUCAAAAAGCCAAAAGACAACUUGAAACCCGAAGGAGACUUCGAGCGACCUCGCAAAUCCCCCGUCGGCCCGGGAGAAAAACGUUCGCCCAUAAAGCACACCGACAACCUCAAACCCGAGGGUGAAAUCGACAUCCAUCGAUCCCGCGACGACUACACCGGAGUAAGAAGAAUCGAGAAGGUCGACGUCGUUCGUCACGAAGACAAUUUGAGAAUCGAAGGCGAAUACGUCGACAUGCGCCGUCGAGACGAUUACAGGGUGACGCGAGGCGAGAGGAGCGAGGUCAUCAGACACGAGGACAAUCUUCAUCUGGAAGGUGAUUUCGAGACGCGGACGACGGUCAAGUACAGUCCAGCUGAAAGGAGAAAGCCCAUACGCCACGAUGAUAAUUUAUAUCCGGAGGGAGAUUUCGAGCGCCCGGAGCACGAGAAAUUCCGACCGGCCGAGAGGCCCGUCGUUAAGAAACCGAAAGACAACCUGAAACCCGAGGGAGACUUCGAGAGGCCUCAGAAACGCCCGGUUGGUCCUGGAGAGAGGAGAUCGCCCAUCAAGCAUCCGGACAAUCUGCAUCCGGAAGGAGAAUUCGAGCGUCCGGAGCACGAUAAGUUCCGGCCCGCGGAGAGGCCGGUCGUCAAAAAACCCGAGGACAACUUGAAGCCCGAGGGCGACUUCGUCCGGCCUCACAAGAGUCCCGUCGCUCCUGGGGAGAGGAGAUCGCCAAUCAAGCACCCGGACAAUCUCCAUCCCGAGGGUGACUUCGAGCGACCGGAGCACGAAAAGUUCCGUCCUGCAGAACGUCCCGUCGUGAAGAAGCCAACCGACAAUCUGAGACCCGAAGGAGACUUCGAGAGGCCUCGGAAGUCUCCGGUCGGCCCGGCGGAACGACGCUCUCCGAUAAAACACCCGGACAAUCUCCAUCCCGAAGGAGACUUCGAGCGCCCGGAGCACGAGAAGUUCCGUCCCGCGGAGAAACCGGUCGUCAAGAAACCUUCGGAUAACCUGAGACCGGAGGGAGAUUUCGAGAGGCCUCAGAAGCGUCCCGUAGCUCCCGGGGAGAGAAGAUCGCCCAUAAAACACCCGGACAAUCUCCACCCCGAGGGAGACUUCGAGCGACCGGAGCACGAGAAGUUCCGUCCCGCGGAGAGGCCGGUCGUUAAAAAGCCCCAGGACAAUUUGAAGCCCGAAGGAGACUUCGCGAGACCUCGGAAGACUCCUGUCGGUCCCGCGGAGAGGCGAUCGCCGAUAAAGCACGCGGACAACUUACACCCGGAGGGUGACUUCGUAGCCCGUCCCAAGGAUGAUUACACCCCGAAACGAGGCGAUCGUCCCGUCCAGAAGAAGCCCAAAGACAACCUCAAGCCCGAAGGUGAGUUCACGGGCAGGCCGCGCGACGAUUACCGGCCGACGAACGCCGAGAGAUCAGAAAUCGUCGUUCACCAGGACAACCUGCGGAUGGAGGGUGAAAUGGAUUUGCGUAGAUCGCGCGACGAUUACACGACGACGACGACGAGGAAAGUCGAGAGAGUCGACGUCGUCCGUCACGAGGACAACCUCCGGAUCGAGGGCGAAUACGUCGACGUAAGACGUCGCGACGACUACAACGUCACCCGCGGCGAAAGGACAGAGAUUAUUCGACACGAGGAUAAUCUCCACCUGGAGGGUGACUUCGAGCGCCCCCAAAGAUCCCCCCUCGGUCCAGCGGAGCGGAGAUCCCCCUACAAGCAUCCCGACAACCUCAAGCCCGAGGGUGACUUCGACCGGCGUAGCCCAACGAAGUUCGCCCCCGCCGAGAAAAGGGCACCGAUCCGCCACGAGGACAAUUUGCAUCCCGAAGGCGAAAUGCACGUGAGUUUGACCUCCCGCGAAGACUACACCGACAAGAAGAUCAGCACCGCGGAUCGCCGGGUCGAGAUAAAACGUCGAGAAGACAAUCUCCGUAUGGAGGGUGAGUUGGAGGUCCGUCGGUCGAGGGACGACUUCAAGAAGGUCACGAAAAUCGAGCGCGUGGACGUGCGCAAGCGCGAAGAUAAUCUGAGAAUGGAGGGCGAGUUCGUCGACAUCAGGCGCCGGGACGACUACAGUCACGUCGUAGGCGAGAGAAGCACCGUCAAGAGGCACCCGGACAACCUGCAUCCGGAGGGCGACUUCGAUAGGCCCGAGAGGCAACCGGUCGGUCCGGGCGAGCGCAGAGCCCCGAUCAGGCACCCCGAUAACCUGAAGCCCGAGGGCGACUUCGAGUCCAGGAGUCCGGAGGCCUACGGCCCGGGUGAGAGGAGAUCGCCCAUUCGCCAGGUCGACAACCUCAAGCCCGAGGGCGACUUCGCGGGCCGUCCGAAGGACGAUUACACGACGAAAAGAGCGGAGCGCGCGGAGGUCGUACGUCGCGAGGACAAUUUGAAGAUGUCCGGGGACUUGCGGGGCACGACUUGCCAGAAAUCGACUUACACGCUCGUACGCGGUGAGCGCGCCGAGACGAAGCGUCACGAGGACAACCUCCGGGUGAGCAACGACAGCAUGGAGACGAGGACGACGAGCAACGACUCGUUCGGUCCGGGCAAGAACCUCGUGCCCGCAGGCGGCAAGACGAUCAACCGUCGACGUCACAUGGAAUCCUCAUUCUCCCUGGGCGACGAUACCGCCACGAUGACGACGACCAACCAGAGGAACUACAACACCUACACGAGGAAAACCGGCAGGGAAGUGGCCUCGAACAUCAACAGCAUCGUCGAGACCGACGGCAACAAAGUCGUCGCUUCGAGCAGGGCGACUUCCUCGACGAAUGAACGCGCGGUCCACGCGACCGCGAACGAGCAGCACGUGCGAUCACAAAACGCGACAAACUCCCGUAACGUCAGCGUCGAGCGUUCCGCCAGCGAGCACUCGAGCUCCCGGCACUCCGACAAUCGUUACAACAGCCGCGAGGACAUGCAGCGGACUCGAAACGAAACGAGCAAACGCGAUUACGUGAAUACGCAACGCACGGAGAAUCGCCAGACCUCGAACACCACGAACGCGAGCACGACCUCCCGGCACUCCGCCCAGCAACACACUCUUUCCACUCAGGCCCGCUACGCCACCAACGGACAAUCCAACAGCCCCGAAUUCCGACAAGCCAUCGGCGGAACCACCGACAACCGUGCCACCAUCGAUUCCAGCCUCAAGUCAGGCCACCACCGGAAAAACGUAAUUUCAUCGUCCUCCACCGACGUCAAUAACUCGGUCCUCCAUCGUCGCGGUCAGGUCACCUCGACCGAGGCCCUCCAUACGAUCUCCUCGACCGCGGCCGAUCAGCGGAAAAGCAUUUCCAAUCUCGCCGAGUCCGGACAGUACAUCAGCAACUCGAGCCAGAGCAGCGACCGUCACAGCCUGACCUCCAUCCACCGCAGCAACAAGGACGGCAACCCCUGGGCCUCCUCCACCUACGAGCGUCCCCAGCGCGUCGUCCGACAGGACAACCUCACCGUCGGUGGAAAAUUCUACUCCCACAGCGAAGCCAAAAACUACGGCAACUUCACGACCAGCCAGAAGACCGAACGCGUGCACAAGCAAUCGAACGUCUCGCACAUCAGCCUCGGCGACUCCAACUCGACUUCAACCAGCAGCAUGUACAAGAGGGAAUUCGUACCCAGGGUCAAGGGCCCCUGUCCAGCUGCUCUACUCGAGGCCAAACAGGCGCCGUUCAAACACACGCGCGACACGCCCAAGCACAAGUUCUAUUUGCCCGUCGUUUCCAAUUAGAAUAAGAUUUCAUCGCUGCCGCGCGACUCUUCGUUUCGCUGGACAAGUAGAAACAGCGAUUUUUUUCAAUGUCAAGCUACCCACUGCGAGGCCCUUGGCGUCUCGUCUCCGGCCAUCCCGGGAUUCCCGUCCUUCGAUAUACCGCAUAUAUUUACGAUUACUAUGAUUAAGUAACUGCUGUUUAGAGCGGCUUGAAGUCUCGCUGAAACGCGGACUGUGAUAGGAAAACGAGCUAUUCAAUACCCGAGAGGUUUGAAAUUCGAUUAUAAGAAAAACUUUUAAAAUUUCGCAUAUUUAUCUGUUGUUUUAUUUUUUCAUAUUUUUGUCGGCGUUCGACAUCGUUUAUUCAGAUUUUCUAUCGUAUUAUGAAGCCAUAAUUGUAUUCGAAUGGGGUUUAAUCGAAUGACACAUUGUGCAACGAUCGCUUUUCACUGGCGGUCGCAGCAUCUCAUCUGGAUUCAUGUUCACGGGGCUUUCCACGACAAAUGCACCACGCCGAAUUCGCCUUUUUUCUGUUCGCAUACGAAUCGGUAUCAACGUUGAUUUUGGGGACGAGCUUUCGUGCAAUUACUCAAAAAUUUUACUGAAAUUAAGAGGGAUCGACGAUAAUUUCAUUGAUUUUCAGUGGGAGGUCCCAAAAUGUAGAUUUAGAUUGAUAAGAAUCAUUGAAUCGAGAGGUUAAAAUAAUAAUUAAUAUUCGAGAGUCGUGUGACCUCGUUAAACCACGUGUAUUACAAAGCAAUAACUAGAGCUUAAAUCCGUGAUAAGAUCGAGUCGGGUUAUAUGCCUGGACCUCGAUCCGGUGUCCGACAAUUAUAUCAUAAUUAGCUUUAAUCAGUAUUCACAUAAUUAAUGGAAAAAUAUUAAAAAAUAGCCAUGCCUCUAUAAAUAUAUCGUGAGUACAUGAAAUCAUGCAUAAAAAAUGUUGUUGUAUGAACAAAAGCACAAUUAUAGCGAUGUCUGAAUUGAAUUUUACGUAGAAAUAAUCCUCUCGUGGCGUUCCUUAAAAUUUUUUUUCAUCUAUCUCGCGUUUUUGCUUAUUCUCAAUCCGAGCCGUUUCAGCUUUACUAUAUAAAAUAAAAUAUAUUUUUUGUUUAUUCUUUCGUUUGAGCUUUUUUACGGAUUUUUCAAUCAAAUCCUCACCGAAGCCAACUAGCUUUGGUCCAUGCAAUUUGUAUCUCUGUGUACUCUUAUUAUCGUCUUUAUUUACGUCAAAUAAAUUUUUUUUAUUUCA